UUUCAAUCUUUUUUAUUUUUUUCUGUCUUGCAUUUCGAGCACCCGCGGAGGGGUGCGCAGCCCCCCGCUACUUCACUCCGGGCACAUCUUCGCCCCUUUUGGGGCGGCUUAGCCCCUUCGCCUCGUUUUUUUUUUAACCCCCCACCCCUCCACGGCCACUCCAAUGCUCAACAUGACCGAGGAGCACGACAAAGCGCUGGAGGCUCCGUGCAGCCCCACCGGCACCACCAGUUCCAUGUCCCACGUGGACUCGGAUUCCGACUCGCCGCUUUCCCCCGCCGGUUCCGAGGGUCUGGGCUGCGCCCCCGCAGCCGCUCCGCGUCCUCCCGGGGCCGCUCCGUUGGGCUCUAAGGUGGACGCGGCCGAGGUUGAUGAGCGCUUUCCCGCCUGCAUCCGCGACGCCGUCUCGCAGGUGCUGAAGGGCUACGACUGGAGCCUGGUGCCUAUGCCCGUCCGAGGCAACGGAUCGCUCAAGGCCAAGCCGCACGUCAAGCGGCCCAUGAACGCCUUCAUGGUCUGGGCGCAGGCCGCCCGCAGGAAGCUGGCCGACCAGUAUCCGCAUCUGCACAACGCCGAGCUCAGCAAGACCCUGGGCAAGCUCUGGCGCUUGUUAAGUGAAAACGAGAAACGUCCCUUUGUGGAAGAAGCUGAGAGGCUCAGGGUCCAGCACAAAAAGGAUCACCCGGAUUAUAAAUACCAGCCCCGGAGGAGGAAGAGCGUGAAAGCCGGGCAGAGCGACUCCGACUCGGGGGCAGAGCUCAGCCACCACGCCGGCACCCAGAUCUACAAGGCAGACAGCGGGCUGGGGGGCAUGGCUGAUUCGCACCACCACGGAGAUCACGCAGGCCAGACCCAUGGGCCACCCACCCCACCCACCACCCCCAAAACCGACCUCCACCACGGCAGCAAGCAGGAGCUGAAGCACGAGGGCCGCCGCCUCGUGGAAAGCGGUCGCCAGAACAUCGACUUCAGCAACGUGGACAUCUCGGAGCUGAGCAGCGAGGUCAUCAACAACAUGGAGACCUUCGACGUGCACGAGUUCGACCAGUACCUGCCGCUCAACGGCCACGCCGCCAUGCCGGCCGAGCACGGCCCCGGCGCCGCCGCCGGCUCCUACGGCACCUCCUACUCCCACUCCGCCGCCGGCACCGCCGGCACCAACCAGGUCUGGACUCACAAGAGCCCUGCCUCGGCCUCGCCGUCGUCGGCCGACUCUGCCCAGCAAAGGCCACACAUCAAAACGGAGCAGCUGAGCCCCAGCCACUACAGCGACCAGUCCCACGGCUCCCCCCCGCACUCCGACUACGGCUCCUACAGCGCCCAGGCCUGCGCCACUACCGCCUCCACCGCCACGGCCGCCGCCUCCUUCUCCAGCUCCCAGUGCGACUACACGGACCUGCAGAGCUCCAACUACUACAACCCCUACCCCGGCUACCCCUCCAGCAUUUACCAGUAUCCCUAUUUCCACUCCUCCCGCCGGCCCUACGCGACGCCCAUCCUCAACGGCUUGUCCAUCCCGCCGGCUCACAGCCCCACCGCUAACUGGGACCAGCCGGUCUAUACGACCCUGACGAGGCCUUAAAGGACGUGUGGAGCUCCCCUGAGGGCUUCCCCAACAUAUGCACUAAUGAAGGAAUGGAAGAGGAAGAGCGUGGAGUGCCCUGAUAGUUUCCAAAGUGCCUCCUGAGCCACUGGGAACUCUGCUCGCUGCGGCUGGACGGUGUCCCCUUUGCUUCGAAACUCCGAAAGGACAGAGCUCUAUUUUUUAUUCUUCUUUAAUGAGUACAGUUUUAAAACAAAAGAGAACUAAAAACAAAACACAAAAGACAAAGCAGAAUUGCUACUAAAAGGUAAUUGAGGAAAGGGAAAUGAGAAAGGAGAAUGAGGUCAAGGAAAAGCAAUUCCUUUCCAAUAAAUGAAGGACAAGACCGUUCGACUCCUCUGUGAGGACUGAACUUACUCCUCGUGGAAGCUGACAAGUGCAAAAGCGGAGCAGGGAAGGAUGGGGAAGGGGGAGGGAGGGGGAAGAAAGCAAG
Messenger RNA from Dryobates pubescens (Downy woodpecker), 2036 nucleotides. It is a transcript of the gene SOX8, whose product is annotated as SRY-box transcription factor 8. Bases 164 to 1582 code for a protein of 472 amino acids. Gene Ontology annotation, biological process: peripheral nervous system development; enteric nervous system development; negative regulation of transcription by RNA polymerase II. The transcript is spliced from 3 exons. Lineage: Eukaryota; Metazoa; Chordata; Aves; Piciformes; Picidae. Gene Ontology annotation, cellular component: nucleus. The record is from RefSeq and is a predicted model, not a curated record. Gene Ontology annotation, molecular function: DNA-binding transcription factor activity, RNA polymerase II-specific; RNA polymerase II cis-regulatory region sequence-specific DNA binding.